UGGAGAUUUGGAUACUCUGCCAGACUACUGAAAACUAAUCAUUUUAGGACAGCUGCAUCAAAUACAUCAUUUCCAGCAGUUUGGAUGCUGUUGGCACAAUAUUCUGGCAGAAUACCUGGUCUCUUUGUAGUAGGAAAAAAAAAUAGGUUUUCCACAAUGCCUGAAAGUGUGGAGGAUAAAACUAAUCUAGAGCUGUAUUCGCCACAUCCUGAGGUGCGUGGGAUGACACGACUCGACAGAGAAGCCUUUAAAAGGACAGUUGUUGUUCCAGUUCUGAAAGUGAAGAAAGAAGUGGUAAAUACUUUGCUAAAGUCCCUAAAACACACGGUGCUACAGCGUCCUGGCCUGAAGCGAGUGGUUGAGGAUCCAGAAGAUGAGGACCAUAGACUUGUUAUUUUGGAUCCUCAUAAAAUACCAGAAUUCUCAUUGGGAGAGUCGGAGCAAGAGGUGUUAAAGCAGCUUGAUGUUUGCCCUGAGGUGUCCAAGUAUAACCUGGAGCUGACUUAUGAGAACUUCAAGUCGGAGGAGAUCCUACGAGCAGUCCUUCCUGAAGGUCAAGAUGUCACCUCUGGAUUUAGCCGUGUUGGUCACAUUGCUCAUCUGAACCUUAGAGAUCAUCAGCUGCCCUACAGGCAUUUGAUUGGCCAGGUUAUAAUUGACAAGAAUCCAGGGAUCACCUGUGUAGUGAAUAAAACCAACAUUAUUGACAGCACAUACAGAAAUUUUCAAAUGGAAGUGCUCGCUGGAGAGAGCAACCUGGUCACCAAGGUCAAAGAAAAUAAUAUUGCAUAUGAAUUGGACUUCUCUAAAGUCUACUGGAACCCACGUCUUUCCACAGAACAUGGCCGUAUCGUUGCGCUUCUAAAGCCUGGUGAUGUCCUCUUUGAUGUCUUUGCUGGGAUUGGACCUUUUGCUAUUCCAGCAGCAAAGAAAAAGUGCCACGUGUUUGCCAACGAUCUCAAUCCUGAAUCCUACACCUGGCUCCUCCACAACUGCAAACUAAAUAAAGUAGACAAGGAGGUAAAAGCCUUCAAUAUGGAUGGCAGGGACUUCCUCCUGGGGCCCGUAAGAGAAGAACUAAGUAAAAAGCUCCCACUUCUGAAAGAGGAGCAGAAAACCUCUUUUCAUAUAGUCAUGAAUUUGCCAGCGUUGGCCAUUGAAUUUCUAGAUGUUUUCAGACACCUGUUGGGGGGGGAGCCGUGCAGCACUGCUGGCCUUCCCACCCUGCACUGCUAUGGCUUCUCCAAGCAUGAGGACCCAGCCAAAGAUAUCCAAGACCGAGCUGAGGCUGCACUGGGAACCUCCUUGGAUGGACGCUGCUCUACCUACCUGGUGAGAAACGUUGCCCCCAACAAGGAGAUGCUCUGCAUCAGUUUCCAGGUUCCAGCCGAUGUGCUGUACAAGAGGCCCUGCCCUGAUGCAGGUAAGGAACAAUCCUGCAAGGUGGCACUUGGCUUUCAGGCUGUUUCUUCAGCUGUCUCAGGCUGGUGCCACCUUACCAGCCCUGUGGGCCACCUCAGCCAUGUGCCAGCCACUCUGGGCUGUGGUGUGAGUGUAGAGGUGGCCAGUGGGACCAUGUGUGCAGCAGCUGCAGGGCUCUGUGUGCAGCAGCACUUCACUGCUCUGAUCCCAGCAGGAGCCUCCACAGAAACCAUGGUGGAAUGGAGAGGAUCAUCCCACAGGCCCUAA
Molecule: messenger RNA, 1689 nt
Organism: Chaetura pelagica (chimney swift)
Lineage: Eukaryota; Metazoa; Chordata; Aves; Apodiformes; Apodidae
Gene: TRMT5
Product: tRNA methyltransferase 5
Exons: 3
Coding region: 85-1689 (534 amino acids)
Biological process (GO): tRNA N1-guanine methylation; mitochondrial tRNA methylation
Cellular component (GO): mitochondrial matrix; cytoplasm
Source: RefSeq, a predicted model, not a curated record